Trichomycterus rosablanca is the source of this 1088-nucleotide messenger RNA. RefSeq names its product NAD-dependent malic enzyme, mitochondrial-like. The transcript has 3 exons. Lineage: Eukaryota; Metazoa; Chordata; Actinopteri; Siluriformes; Trichomycteridae. Gene Ontology annotation, cellular component: mitochondrion. Gene Ontology annotation, biological process: pyruvate metabolic process; malate metabolic process. The coding region runs from base 16 to 423 and encodes 135 amino acids. Gene Ontology annotation, molecular function: malate dehydrogenase (decarboxylating) (NADP+) activity; NAD binding. The record is from RefSeq and is a predicted model, not a curated record.
ACUGUACAGUCUAUUAUGUUUUUUACCUUGACUAAUAGAAAUGUGUGUUUGUUAGGUGUGGCUCUGGCAGUAAUUCUGAGUGGUGUUAGACACAUCAGUGAUACGGUGUUCCUCGAGGCUGCAAAGAUCUUAGCAGAGCAGUUGACGGAUGAGGAACUGAAUCAGAAUCAGGGUCGUCUCUACCCUCCUCUUUCCAACAUUAGGGAGGUUUCUUUACAGAUGGCUGUGAGGAUAAGAUUUGUGUUUAUACAUACACACAAUGUGGUGGAGUUUCUGUACAGUAAAGGAAUGGCAUUUCGGUACCCAGAGCCACUGGAUAAGGAGGCGUAUGUGAGAUCCAUUGUGUGGAACACGGAGUACGAUUCCUUCCUCCCAGACAUCUACGAACGGGCUGGAGUGUCCCAUAGUCCUAUAGUGGAGUAAUCAUACACCCUAUAGCAUACACCUGAAACAGUCACACCCUUCAUUUACAGCUGUGUAAUGUUUAACUAUCACACAUCCCCAUGGGGAGUGAUUCCUAAACUCCUUCUGCUAAUGUAAAUGUACAGUGUUGCUAUUAUUAAAACACUCCACGUGUGUGUGUGUGUGUGUGUGUGUGUGUGUGUGUGUGUGUGUGUGUGUGUGUGUGUGUGUGUAUCAGCUAAUACAUUUAGUGCUUUGUGUUUCUAUGUGUGUUGGUGUGUAUUUGGGUUUAUUUCACUGCAGGCUUACAGUAUUCAUUAUAAUAAAAUGUGGGGGUGGGCGGGUGUAGUUGGGGCAGUGAGAAAAUGUCGAAAAAAGUGUAACUUUAGUUUCACCCUAAGCUGGAUUUUAACAUAGGGCCUAGAACCUGAGAGAACUACAUGUGCUGCACUCAGCCCACUGUGCUACUCAAACAACGACGUGUUAGAUCUGUUGUAACGCUGAUAUAACCUGUGCACACAAUAAGCCUAAAAGUGAAAACUACUUAAAAUAAAAAGAAAAUGCUUUGUAAUUCCCACAGUAACGUCAGAAGCCAUUCACUCUGUUACAGGUUGAAAAAUAGUGAAGAAAUAGCCUUUGCUUGAUUUGAAUGAAGUUGACCCAACAAAGCAUGUGUUUGUACCAUU